AUGAUAAAAAAAACCCUUAACCCCCAACUCGUAAAGGGGGAGUACUUGGCAUGGAGGUCAGUGAAACGUGUCUACGAGGACCCUGUGGAAGACCAGGCAACCUUCCACAGUAGCCUAUUUUGGCAGCCUUCACUGCGGUACGCUGCACUGCCGCAGUGCGACUUUUAUAUCAUGCAUACUCGUGGGAAUCAUAUGGAGAACCUCAAAAAACCAAACACACUUGAUAAAAUGGACAAAACAAACGCAUCGGAAAACAGCAACAAUGGAGAAUAUGGAAAACUUAAAUACAAAUAUGGCAUUAGGAACACCCUAGAGAAAGCGGGGUCGUCUACUUCUACUGAAAAGGCCCUUGCAUAUACCGGCAAGAACGUAGCUGUAGCUACCAACAAGACCUUACCUGACUACAAGCGAAAGCGAUCAUCUUAUGAACAUGAUGACCAUCAUAAUAGAAAAUUGUCUCGAACCUCAACAUCACCACUCGAUAUCCAUCAUGUAAUUGGUAAGUAA
This is a messenger RNA of Macrosiphum euphorbiae (potato aphid), 507 nucleotides long. The record is from the annotation of a GenBank genome assembly. Lineage: Eukaryota; Metazoa; Arthropoda; Insecta; Hemiptera; Aphididae.